Molecule: messenger RNA, 1192 nt
Organism: Rubroshorea leprosula
Lineage: Eukaryota; Viridiplantae; Streptophyta; Magnoliopsida; Malvales; Dipterocarpaceae
Source: the annotation of a GenBank genome assembly
GCUCUUGUCUUCCCGUUGCAGCCCCAAAAAAAAAAAAAAAAAAAAGGGGAACCCAGCCAUGCCUUGAGGAAACCGGUAGAAAGCUUGGUUUUUGGCCUUAUUUUCUUGCUCUAGAACCUGAUUGGAACCCAGAAAUUCUCCCCCGGCAGGAAGCUUUCGGAUCUGCCUUGCUCUGCUCCUCACCGUCUGGCUGCUCCUGCUUUGUGGGUGUGAUUUGUUCGGUUUUUUGGUAAGAAAUAGCCAUGAAUCUCCCUUCUUCAGCUUUAAUUGCCUUGGGUUUGCCUUAAUUGCUCUUAUUUCCUUCAAUUUUUGGGUAGUUCCGUGAGUUUUCCCUGCAGCUUGCCGCCGGCCUUCUCCCCCCUGCUAGGCCCGGUUCUGCUAGCUGCAAAUUCUGGUUCCCGAUCGUCCUGUCAGUUUAGUACGUGAAUUGAGUGCUCGGUUUUAUGGAGUGAAUUCUCGGUUUUAUGCAAGUGAGGUAAGUAAUUUAUGGUAAUGCCCGUAUUGUUUUAAAAGCAUGUUUUGAUUUGUUUUUGAAGUGGUGGCGGGACUAAACCCGUUUUACACGAGCAUGACUGAUUUGAAGUGAAAUGUUUUAUGCUUUUCAUUAAAUUGAGCAUGCCUAUUUGAAAGUUUAAAUGACUAUCCUGAUGAUUUGAAAGUGAUUGUGAAUCGUGAUUUUCCUGUUAACUUCUGCCUGUUUUGUCUCCGAUGUGGUCAUGUUAUUCGUGUGCACGCUAGUGGGAGGUUUAUAAACGCUAGCACAUGUCGACAUGUUCGUGAUAGAACCGGUUCGCUCGUGGCCCUACUAGUGGGGAUUAUACGCUAGUAACUCGUGUGCCCGCCAGUGGGAGGUUUAUAAACGCUGGCCAUGACCUAUAAAGGAGACAUCUAUUUCGUGCCCGUACUGUACCUGUUUUCGUGCUUGUACUUGUUGGCAUGCUUUAAGUUUGAUAAGGGGCACUCCAUAUUUACUUACUGAGUUUAUCUCAUAGUUUUUCCUUGUCCACCAUUUCAGGAAGUGAAACCGAGGACGGGGAAACCACGGGAAGUGACGAGUUAGAAGGCUAGCCAUUUUGUAAAGUGAAUAUAAAUUUUAGAUAUGAAUCAUGAUCUUGUAUUUGGAGAUUUUAUGAUAUUAGAGCAGAUUUUAAAAGUUGAUCUUCAGAUUUUGAUGGUAUCAGAUGUGAUAUGA